Molecule: messenger RNA, 610 nt
Organism: Dermacentor albipictus
Lineage: Eukaryota; Metazoa; Arthropoda; Arachnida; Ixodida; Ixodidae
Biological process (GO): modification-dependent protein catabolic process; protein ubiquitination
Cellular component (GO): nucleus; cytoplasm
Molecular function (GO): protein tag activity; RNA binding; ubiquitin protein ligase binding
Source: RefSeq, a predicted model, not a curated record
AUGGCGCCACGCUGCGCGGUGCCCUAUGGUGCCUCCUUCAGGCGCUUCUGCCCACAGCGGUGGCAAAGGGGUUAUGGUGUCGGGGCGCUGCUAAGCACGAGGUCGCGGGAUGAAAUCCCAAAUCCCGGCAGCGGCGGCCGCAUCUCCAUGGAGAUGAAAUGCAAUUCCACAACUCUUACUAAGACGAGAACUUCCGUGUGCCAAAAGACAAACAAGCAUCGGCCUUCAACCAAGAACGCAAAAGUGUACCAUGCUGCCUUCCCCUUCGGAAAGGCGUCCUCAUUCCAGAAUGCCUUGAGCUUGGGCCGCGUCCUGGGCCCUCGCAAUCAGCCGUUGCUGAUCCUCGAGGUCGGAGCUGGCCAAGGCUCUCUCCCAAAGCUCGUUGGUAUGGUUGUCAUGCAGAUCUCCGUGAAAACUCUCACCGGCAAGAGCAUCACCCUAGAGGUCGAGCCAAGUGAUACCCUCGAAAAUGUAAAGGCGAAAACCCAGAACAAGGAAGGUUGCCGAGCGGAUCUUUGCGAAAACUAUCACUGGCAAGACCAUCACCUUAGAGGUUGAGCCAAGUGAUACCAUCAAAAAUGUGAAGGCGAAAAGGCGGGACAAGGAGGGU